Molecule: messenger RNA, 552 nt
Organism: Fusarium pseudograminearum CS3096
Lineage: Eukaryota; Fungi; Ascomycota; Sordariomycetes; Hypocreales; Nectriaceae
Exons: 1
Coding region: 1-552 (183 amino acids)
Source: RefSeq, a predicted model, not a curated record
AUGCCUCAAUUACGUACCGCAGGCGGGUUGUCUUGCCGAUGCAACCCAUAUGCUCGUGAGGAUCAAACCACUCAGGAAACACAGUUCCAGCAGCAAUCAGAGGCCCUGCGCAAUGCCAGCGACCUCGCUCGUAUCCGUGCGAUCGACGAUGAUAUCGAACGCCUAUACCAGGCUAGAGAUGCCCUGGUCGACAGAGUCGGUCCGUCUGAUCUCGUUCCAACCCUCUCCAACAGCGAAGCCCAAAAGUUUAAUGGAAAUGGGAGACGCACUCGUCCCACAUGGGCCAUGGUUCGUGAGCUCGUCCGUCAGAAGAGGAGUGCUAACAAGAAGGUUCUUGAUCUUGUUAAGAGAUGCGAGUCACUAGAGGGGAGCACGUCUACGUUCAUCACCGAAAACUCUGCCAUCAAGGUGGAGCAGUAUCUCAAGGAGAAGGAGCAGGCUCAGCAGGAUCUUCGACUUGCUCAGAGCGAGAUCCGUAUGUUGAGAUUUGCCACCAAGCUUGACGGGGUGAUUGGGGAUCAGGACAUGGCUGAGGGGGAGGAGACUCCGUAG